Molecule: messenger RNA, 401 nt
Organism: Paramecium sonneborni
Lineage: Eukaryota; Ciliophora; Oligohymenophorea; Peniculida; Parameciidae
Source: the annotation of a GenBank genome assembly
AUGCUACAACAGAUAAAAAAAAGUAGAUGGUUAUAAGGAGCAUAUGAUUUAGAGAGGAAAAGUAACUGUAGUUUCAAUAUGAUUAAAGAAAGCAGGAAACAGUAAAAAGAUUGGAGACAUUAGAGAAAUAUGAAAAAGGUGAAGUUAUAUAAGAAUCUAGUGGGAAUGAUGGUAGUAAUGAAUAACAAUAAAAGUAAUAUAGUUUUAGUAAAUUAGAAAAUAGGUAGAAAAAGAUUAAAAGAGUGAGUUAUCAAAUGCUUUAUCUGAAGCAAUAAUAAAUGAUACUUUUAUGGAACUUAAUUAAGGAGAUAUUGCUAUACCUGAUGUUUGCUACAAUGAUUUCUUAUUGGUUUAAAAAAAUCUAAAAAAUCUGUCUCUUAAGAUUAAUUAGGAGAAUUUGA